Molecule: messenger RNA, 14536 nt
Organism: Podarcis lilfordi (Lilford's wall lizard)
Lineage: Eukaryota; Metazoa; Chordata; Lepidosauria; Squamata; Lacertidae
Source: the annotation of a GenBank genome assembly
UGCAGUUGUAGCUUGCAAGGGAACUGGGUAAGCAAACUGUCCAACAAUUUGCUCAGGCUAAACCAAGAAAGCAGAGAGCAGGAGAGACUGCAAAACUGAGGAAGAAGCACAAUGAGUACUGCAGGCAAAGUAAGUAGAAAAAUCAACGCUGAGUAUUCACUGGUGCUCAUGGUCCAGAAUUAAUAUUGGAUUGCACAAAUGAUUUUUAAAGUAAUUUCCUUUUCAUUUUUUUUUUCUGUAAUUGUAAAUUUGUUUCAUGGGUAUCAGUUGAGAUUAUAUAUACUAUAUAUAGUUUUAAAAAAUGAUUCUAAAAGUCAGGGCUGAAAAGGAUAAAACUCCAACGGAGUGAUCACAAAACUUAUAAAAUUAAAAACACAAAUAGCUGGAGAAGCAACAUUCAUGGAUGCAGGGAGUUGGACGAGAUGACCCUUGAGGUCAUUUUCACCUCUAAAAUUAUAUGAUUCUAUGCGCCAGGAAGAGCCCACCGAUUUGGGAAGGAACAAGAAUGUACUGUACAACAGUAUCCAACAAACGUGUUAUGUUGAAGGCUGCUGCACUGAAAGCUCGUUUUAAGCUAAUGGAAACUUGAAAGCAAAAGGUUUUUAAAAAAGAAAAAAGAAAGAAAGCAUAGUUCAAGUUAAAAUACAAGUAGGGCAGCAAUACCUAGCCAUUGCUUAUGUUUCUACCAAUUAUAGCUGGAAAGUUAAAAUACAUGCUUAACUCAUUCUUGCUGGAAGCAAUGAGACUUCAACAGUGCUUCACUUUUGCUGGAUUGUUGCCACACUUUGGAGUUUUUAAGCUUCCCUCAUAUGAAAGCAGUGCAUACAUUAUGCCCCAAAUACCUCUUAUUUUCAUGAUCUUAUAGGCACAGCUGUCAACUUUUCCCUUUUCUUGCGAGGGAUCCUUUUUGGAAUAAGGGAAUAUCCCUUUAAAAAGGGAAACGUUGACAGCUAUGCUUAUAGGACUGAGAUUACUCUAUGUACGAGGGCUAGCAGUCUUAAUCUCUAGCAGCAAAACUCACAAGGAGUCUUGUGGCACCUUAGACUUCCAACAUUUAUUCCGUCACAAGCUUUCCUGCUGUACAGUCCACUUCAUCAUUUUUUAAUCUUCAAGGCACCUCAAAGUUCUUUGCCUAUCUUCUUCCUCCUUCCAUUGCAGCAUAGGACACUGCCCUUUGGCAGAGUCAGGCCAUCUGGUCCACCGAGCUCCACUGACCGGCCGUGGCUCUCUAGCAUAUCAGACAGGGCUCUCUCCCAGCCCCACCAGAAAAUGCUGGCAAUUGAACCCAGGAUCUUCUGCAUGCCAAACAGAUGUUCUACCACUAAGCCAUGGACCUUCCCAUAAACACAUUGAGAAAAGUAUUUCAUUUUUUAAAAAAUAUAUGUAUUAAACAAUCCAUGAAGGUGCAAAUCUGAUGGCUGUGGGUUAAAACUUUCUGGAGAGAUUUCAGCUGGAACACAUUUUUGUUGUUUAGUUGUUUAGUCGUGUCCGACUCUUUGUGACCCCAUGGACCAGAGCAUGCCAGGCACUCCUGUCUUCCACUGCCUCCUGCAGUUUGGUCAAACUCAUGCUGGUAGCUUCGAGAACACUGUCCAACCAUCUCGUCUUCUGUCGUCCCCUUCUCCUUGUGCCCUCCAUCUUUCCCAACAUCAGGGUCUUUUCCAGGGAGUCUUCUCUUCUCAUGAGGGGGCCAAAGUAUUGGAGCCUCAGCUUCAGGAUCUGUCCUUCCAGUGAGCACUCAGGGCUGAUUUCCUUAAGAAUGGAUAGGUUUGAUCUUCUUGCAGUCCAUGGGACUCUCAAGAGUCUCCUCUAGCACCAUAAUUUGCAGAUGCACCAUAAUUCACAUAUGCAGAUAUUAAGCUCACAAUGAACACCACCUUUUAUUUAAAUCCUACCUAUUCCCCAAGGAGCUAAGGGAGGUGUGUACGGUUUUCUUCCCGUUGCUCCCAUUAUUCUUCUCUGUAACCUGGAGGAAGUUUAGACUGAGAAAGUGAGAAGCCCAAUGUUUCAGGACUCCCAAUGGUGAGAGUUGUUGUGGCUGGACUACAACUCACACUGUUUGCUACCUUUGUGUCUAAGCCUUAUACUACAGACUCUUAAGCCAGGCCUCUUAUAUUUCAGUUCCGAGGCAGCUACUCUUUGCUCAAAUAAUUUAAAGCACAAUAUGCCUGUUUUAUUAGAAACGGUUGAGUAUUUUCCUGAAUGCACUGCCAAGAAACACAAUUUUCUUCAAUAAAUACACAGAUAAGGCUUUCUUCUACAUAUAUAAGCAGAACUUCACAAUGUGGAAAUAAACUAAAGUAUAAGGAAUGCACACACCACUGAUUUUUAACAAGAAUACUUAAGGAUAUUCAACAUCUCAAUUUGGAUCAUGGAAAUGCUUCUGUACUUCCACAGACCUCUGUUAUUCCUCUCAUAAACUCAGUGGGUUGUAUCUGACAGAAGUAAUACAGUAGUGCCUUGCAAGACGAAAUUAAUCCGUUCCGCGAGUCUCUUCGUCUUGCGGUUUUUUCGUCUUGCGAAGCACGGCUAUUAGCGGCUUAGCGGCUAUUAACGGCUUAGCGGCUUUAAGACAAAGGAAACAAACUCGCAAGAACUCGCAAGACGUUUCGUCUUGCGAAGCAAGCCCAUAGGGAAAUUCGUCUUGCGGAACGACUCAAAAAACGGAAAACUCUUUCGUCUUGCGCGUUUUUCGUCUUGCGAGGCAUUCGUCUUGCGAGGUACCACUGUACUCGGAAUAGACCUGUUGAAUUAAGUGGAUCCGCCAAGUUAGUCAAAUGGUUCUCCUUAGACAGUUGGAUACAAUUCAAUAAAAGGAAUAUACAAAAAGUUGUAUUUCUUCACACUCUAUUAUGAACAAAUACCUAUGGCACUUUUUAUCAUUUAAUUCAACGAACCAUUUAACUAGGAGACUCUAGUAAGUGGUUUGUGGUAUUCAGUAGUUCUGGAUUCCCAAAGGUAAUGUUGCCUACAAUAACAGCAGACAUGCUUUAAAAAAAAGACUAAUUUUCCCAAAGACAGAAUGUCAGAUAGAUGAUACAUAUUUAGUGGUGUGGGGAUUGCUUCACUAUUACAGAAUGUCCUGCCAAGAAGCAGUUUUCUGCAAAAGAGAUAAAGUAAAUGAACUGAUACUGGAUGUUGUUUAGGCAGCUUUUACUGGUUGUAUUUAAAUGAGGUUACUAAAAACAACAACACACCACCACAUUUAUUGCAUUUGCCAGAUAUGAAAUUCCAGUGUAAAAUAUGUGCUGGCAAGAAUAUUCAUCAUCUCAUUUGAAAAUACCUCCCUUCUACAUUCUAUUCUACGUUAAUAGUAUUGCCAAUGACACGUUCCAGGCUAAAAGUUGUUUUAGCAUCACUUUAAAAAAAACCCCACAAAAAACACCAACAGAAUUUAUAUCACACCUUUUUCGUAAUGAGCAUGUCAAUAUAAAAUAUAAACUGGGCCAGCAGGCCAGAGGUUCUCCAUACCUAAAAGGAAGAGAUGCAGAGGUCAUAGGAUGAAGGGAAGGUAGGAGCAAGCUUCCAGCAGCUGCUCAGCUGUUAUUCAUUGUGGUUUCUCCAUUCCUAUGCUAGGCAAGGUUUGCCAACAGGGUGCCCAUGAGUGCCUACUGGUACUUCCUAUGGCACUUGCAAAAGGUCUCAAUGAAAAUAUCCUCAAAAAUCUACAAUGCACAAGAGACUAUUUGCUCUUCCUGCUCCUGUCUUCACUGGUUGGACCUUUCUGACGUUGAACAUAGACUAGAAGACCUCAGAUGUCCAUCUUCCAGCUAUGAUCUAAGGUGCCUCAAGUGUAACACACAAUAACAAAAGUGAUUUGAUAUCUUCUAUCAUCUUGACAGGUCAUUAAAUGCAAAGCAGCUGUUGCUUGGGAAGUUAAGAAACCUCUGAGCAUUGAGCAAGUGGAAGUAGCUCCUCCGAAGGCUCAUGAAGUUCGCAUUAAGGUAAACGAGACAUAUCACGUUGAUGCUACAUGGACUGAAGACUCAUCCUUGCAAUGUUGUUCUUUGUUUAUUGAAAAACACAAGAUAUAGUUCAAAAUGUUACAGUUACAUAGCAUUUAUGAAAUCAAAUUCAGGAAGUCACAGUCUACAUUAGAGAUAUAAAAUGCUCUUAAUAAAGAGCAUAUAACAAGACUUCACACAUUUGAUGAUGUAAUGGUGGUCUUUGAUAGGCCACGAGUUUAACCAAGGUAAACAGACCCUUUAUUUUGUAUAUAUCUUUAAAGCACAUUCAAAGCACAUUUUUUCCCCUCAAAGAAUUCUGGGCACUGUAGUUUGUUAAGGAUUACUCGGAAUUGUAACUCUGUGAGGGGUUAACAACAGUGUCCAGAAUUGGAGGGGGGAAAUGUGUUCUGAAUGUGUAUACAGCCUUAGACAUUCCAUUUUCCCUUGCUUGCCACUGUUUUAGCAAAUAUUAUCAUUCCAGUUCCUAAGGAGUACAUCAUACAUAUUAAAUGGGUUUAGCAAAAAAAUAAAAUAAAAUAAUACAAGCAUGCAAGGUUAUCUAACUGUUGGUUUCAUCAUUUGCUGUAGGGGAAUCUGAGUUCCUUCAACCCUUCUGUGAACAUUUUUUAUUCAAGAGCCUUGAGCAAGGAUGGUGAACCUGUGACCUUCCAGAGAUUGUUGGACUCCAGUUCCCAUCAUCGCUGACUAUUGUCCAUACUGGCAGUGUCUGAUGGGAGCUGGGAGUCCAACAACAUUUGGAAGGUCACAUGUUUUUCAUCUCUAGGCUGCAAGAUGUUGUUCCACAGGUAACAGCCAGGUGCUAAAAGAGUUAUCAUGAAAUAUGUUAAUAUCUAACGUCCAAACAGGAAAAGAACACAAUGAUUUCUCCUCUCCUGAAGCACAAUUUUGUUUCUGUGCAGAUUCUGGCCACAGGGAUCUGUCGCUCAGAUGACCAUGUGAUCAGCGGUGCCUUUGCUAUGCCUUUUCCGAUUGUUCUGGGCCAUGAAGCAGCUGGUGUUGUAGAGAGUGUUGGAGAGGGAGUGACUUGUGUGAAACCAGGUAUGAAGAGUGGGGGGUGAGGGCUUUCACAUGAGACCCUGAGGGCUACUUCUCACAUGAUAACACUUGUGGCCAUCGGUGUCUCAGCUGAAGAAGGUGUUGCAAAAUUAAUAUUUGCAAAUCACAGUGUAAACGUUUUUGACCUGUGCAAGCAAAUAGAAGGUUAACUUUGCACUAUGCAAAUUGUCCAGUUUAUGAUGAAUAUGUGUGGUUUUUUAAAAAAAUUAAGUUUUAAUACAGUUCUUUGAUGACACUGCAGUCCUUCUUCCCAGUGUUGUGUUACUUAAGUGGCUGCUGAGUUGUGCUUUCCUACAUUGUUAUGGGGUCUCAUGUAAAAGUUUUAACUAUUUGUGUAUUUUCUUCUACAGGAGACAAAGUAAUCCCCCUCUUUGUUCCACAAUGUGGAAAAUGCACUUCUUGCCGAAGUACCAAAGGGAACCUCUGUUCUGAACAUGAGUGAGCUUCAGUUUAUUAUUAUUAUUAUUAUUAUUACACAGUUUUUCUGACAUAAUUUAAUGGCUGUUGUUUAAAUUAAAACAAAGGGAAAGAGGCAGGAACACAAGGUAGUGUUCCAUCUCCUUAUAUUAAUCAGAGCAGUUCAUUUUUUAAAAAGGAACUACUUUUUUUUUAAAUUAAUUGUGUUUAUACCCCACCUUCCCGCCAAAGGUGGUGUACAUGGUGUACUCCUUUCUCAUUUAAUCCCCACAACAACCCUGUGAGGUAGGUUAGGCUGAAAGGCAGGGUUUGUCCCAAGGUCUUUGUGUUUUUCCCAGUGGGCUUUGUGGCUGAGUGGGGAUUUGACCCUGGUUUCUCCCAGGUUCUAGGCAAAACUCUAGCCACUACACCACACUGCCUCUCAUCUAAUUCAUCUUCGGUUCACUCUGUGUAGUUCAGAGAUUUUUGAGUCAAUUCAGUGAACUUUGUUAAACUAAACUAGUUCAUUCCAAGCACUGGUACUGAUUCACUUUGUUCUUCACCUGCUUCCAUUGGGCACUAUAGCCAGUAUUUGGCACUGCCUCUGAUAGAAGCUUCCCUCCCGAUACAAUAACGAUUUAGAGGAGGAUUUUCCUCAAGGAAAGAGUUAACCCGAACUACAAUAACUGUUAUAUACACACAACCAGGUGGUGCUAUUUGCAUUUUAAGAUGCGCAUUAAGGUCACAUCUAUUCCCCCCCCCCCCCCAUUUCUGCCUGUCUCUUUUCAACAGCCUCAGUGAGGCUCGUGGAUUAAUGCUCGAUGGCACCAGCAGGUUCACCUGCAAAGGGAAAAGCCUUCAUAAUUUCAUCAGCACCAGUACCUUCACGGAAUACACUGUGGUACACGAAAAUGCAGUGGUGAAAAUUGAUGCUGCUGCUCCUUUGGAAAAAGUGUGUCUGAUUGGCUGCGGGUUUUCCACCGGUUAUGGUGCAGCCGUUCAAACAGCCAAGGUGAGUUCUAGUAGAGCACAAGUAUAUCCGCUUCUUAGCUCAGUGCUUUUCAAAAGGUGUGGCAUGCCACAUUGGUGUGGCAGGAGAGGAUGCCAAGGGCAGAGGGAAGAUUCAAGGACAAUCAAAGAAACAUUUAAGCAUUUCAGUAUAGUAUAGUAUAGUAUAGUAUAGUAUAGUAUAGUAUAGUAUAGUAUAGAGUCAUACCUCAUGUUACGUUUGCUUCAUGUUACAUUUUUUCAGGUUGCAUCCUGUGGUGACCCAGAAGUACCGGAAAGGGUUACUUCCGGGUUUCGCCCCUUGCGAAUGCGCAGAAGCACUAAAUUGUGCUUCGCGCAUGCGCACAAGUGCAAAAUCGCACCGCGCACCUGCGCAGAUACGGAUCCCAUUCGCAACCAGAGGUACCACUGUAGUAUCAAAAUAUGGGGGAGGGGAUAUACAAACAGAAGCAGUAUCCACACCUCUCUUCAAAGAGCAUUGGCUAUUCUUCUACACAACAUAUUGUUCUCCACAGCAUAUUGGUGUGAACAGGCAUUUUCAACUCGGACAAAUAUGAAUGAUCAGGAAAGCGAAAGGCUUCAUUGUGUAGAUGAGAGGACAUGAGUUUGUUUGUCUCAAAUUAGACCUAAUAUAAAUGAAAUUACCUGGCCAAAGCAAGCUCAUACCUCUCAUUGACUUUGUGUACAUAUUUUGUGUAUACAUGUAAGAGGCUCAUUUAGAAUUAGAGUCUAUGUUCUUAUGUAGCUGCAUUGUUUUAUACUUUCUGGAUGUCCCAUGAUCAUCUUAUAAAGUAGUUGUGUUCUAUGUUAUAAAUCAAGCACUGCUAGGAGUUGUUUCUUUUUGUUUUCCAGUGCAUUUCUUAUCAAUAAAAAAAAAAAACCAGUGUGGCAUGAGCAAAUUUUUAUUCUUAAAGUGUGAUGCGGAGAAAAAAGUUUGAGAACCACAGGCUUAGAUGCAAAUACAAUUAUUUGUGUUUUCCUUGACAGAUUGGUCUGCUCAGUUCUGCCAUUUACCUACCAUUUGUAUAUGAGUCAGGGUGCAUUUGUCUUGCCUCAUCCCUUGUUCCCCUGUUCAUUUCAUCCCGAGAUGAAAAAUAAUGUAAAGCAGCUGAUCAUCAUUAGCAUUCCAUACAAUGUGUCCUUUUUUGUCCCAUCUCAGGACAGCAGUGUCUUGCCUAAUUAGCUGUCACAGCAAAGAGACAGAGCACAUGCUGCUGUCACCAUAGGUAUGUCAAGCUGUCCCCUUGGACCAUUAUCUCCAACAGUCUUGAGAAGCUGUUUUUACUGAGCCAAAACAGGUGUUCUAAAAUCAAGGUAUAGAGCCCUCUGAUGUGUUCUAGGUAUCAUGUAAACCUGGAUUUCAGGAACCAAAGUCUGCGAAUUACCAUUUCAAGGGAUGGAUAGCCCUGAGACCAAUCCAGAAUACAUAACACACAAAGGAUAGCUCCAUAUUUUACACUUUUUGUACCACACAUUAGAAGGACCAUAUUUCAGAGGGUACAGCUCCUUAAAUGCCCCUUAUUUCUGAAAUUCUAAGCUGGUCCCUACUGGAAGGGACCAAAAAGCCAGGUGAAUUAGCAGAGCAGGAUGGAAACAGCUCCCUGCCCACCUAUUGCCCCAACCCUGUUUUGAGAAGUUAAAAUACAUAUUUUUUCCACACCAGUAAAAUUGUCUUCUGAACAAAAGCUGAAAAGUAUGCUACACUGAGAUAUACUAGGACUACCGAGCUGUGCAACAAUUUUUUUUUGAUCUUAUGGUUUCCUAGGUGGAGCCUGGUUCAACCUGUGCUGUUUUUGGUCUGGGAGGAGUUGGUCUCUCAGCCGUCAUGGGCUGCAAAGCAGCUGGAGCAUCCCGGAUCAUCGGGGUCGACAUCAACAAGGAUAAAUUUCCCAAGGCUAAAGAGAUGGGAGCCACGGAGUGCGUCAACCCUCUGGAUUUCAAGAAGCCCAUCAAUGAAGUGCUGUUUGACUUGACUGAUGGUGAAGGUGUAGACUACUCGUUUGAAGUGAUUGGGCGUGUUGACACCAUGGUAUGUGACUUCAGAAACUGGACUGCCAAAUAGUGCCCAUAAGGCAGAAUUAAAAUAGCCAACCUGGGGAUAGAUCAGUACAGUCAGGAGUAUUGAUUGAGAAAGUCCUGGGUGAACAAAUACGUGGCAAAAUAUAAAAUUGGUUGUGGUGCAUGACUGAUGUCUGAGGGUAGGCUGUGCCACAUGAAAAGGGAUGGAGGAGAAAUUUGAUUCGGUAUGCAUCUAAAGCUGAAUGUCUCAGAUUUGCAUUUUCUAAAACAUUAUGCAAACAGAAACACAGCUCUCCUUCAAAUUUGCAUUUCUCUGAAUUUUGCAGUGCAGUUUUCCAACCAAUGUUUAGAAAAAUGCAUGUAUUAGGGGAAAGUGUGCAUCAAAAUGAAGAUAUUGGGGAAAUAGCAUAUAAAUAUGCAUUAUAUUAGGGGAAAUGGCUUGCAAAAAUUGAUCAAAACUGUAUAUAAACCUGUUUUUAUUAGGAGAAAUUAGCAGCAAAAUGUCAGUGGAUUUACAUGAGGAUUUAAAAAAUGAAAUAAACCAAAAUGUAGAAAAGUGUGGGAAAAAUGAGAGACUGGCAGAUACUUCCAUACCAAGAUAUUACUGUAAAUUCCCUCUUCCAGGUGAUUCAAAUCCCUAGUCUGACAUUACACUUACAGUUGCCUAUCACAUCUCUCUCUCUCUGAGCUGAGCUGAGCUGAGAACAGUAUUCCAAAAUUCUGGGAGACACAACAUCCAAAGGACAAUUACAUUAUGAUUCACACGGUAGUCUUGGAGAUGCAGAUCAGGUCAAAAUACAUCAGAAUUCUUAGUCACCAAAUCUUUCGAGCAUCCCUAUCUACAAGAUUCAAAGAGUACAUUUUUCAAGGGAAAGAGAAGAAAAACAAUAAUGAAAGCUUUGACAUUCAGAUGCUUUGGGAUUUUUAACCAUUGUCCCAUUUUACUAUUUAGGCCAGGGGAGAGCUUUUAUUUUGUCAUCACCACAUUUUGUAAAUGAAACAAAUAAUGAAAUGCCAUGUCUUUGUGUCUUACCUCAGACGGCUGCCCUGGCAUCGUGCCACAGCAACUAUGGGACCAGUGUAAUUGUGGGAGUGCCUCCUUCCACCUCUACAAUUGCUGUUGACCCGAUGUUGCUUUUCACAGGCCGUACCUGGAAAGGAUCUGUUUUUGGAGGUAUGAUUGUGGGCUCCCCCCCCCCAAAAAAGCAUAUUAAUUCCAUGUAUGCAGGUUAAAAUUUUGGAUAGUUUCAUGUCCACAAAAAAGGGAUAAUUUUGGACAUGGCGGUGAGUUUCUGAGUGUGCUUUGGGAUAGUUAAUGCAGAAAUGUACAAACUGUACCUCCAAACCCAGGAACAGCACACAACUGAAUCCUGUUGUCAGCUGCCAAUGACAAGAGUUCCACUGGCAUACUUGAUAGCUCCCCACUUCUCAGUACUAAUUCAAGCUUCUCUUGGAGGUUCUUAGAGUUGGGAAGGAGGGUGGGGUGAGAAACAGUGAACUGCUGGAUCCAGGAACAGGCUGUCCAGUUCGAGUGGGAGCCUGAACGGUCGCAGGGGAAGCAGUCUAAAGUCCAAGCCAAGCAGAGAGCAUUCAGAACUUUGGACAGCUCCAAGACAGUCGCAAGAGAAGUUGUCCCUGCAGUGAGUUAGAGUCAGAUGAAGCCUUAUGACCAAAGCUGGACUGUAGUGGGCUCCACUUCCCAGGAGGAGCUGGCUGGCUAGUUAUUUUGUAUUAUUCGGCUUAUUCAAGACUGGUGAGACAGAGGUAAAACAAGGAACUUAUCCUGAGUCAGAGGAGGCCGACAGGCAGUAGUGUGAUGGAGGACCAUAGUCUUACCUGAUGUCUGGCAGGUGAGUCAUUGCUUCUUACCAAGAAGGGGAAGUGGCAAUGAGGUCAGCAUGGUUUAAAUGCACUAGUGUACCCAAAUCAAUGCACUUACCAGCCUUUGCACUGCUCUGCCUUCCCUUCUGGUUUGUCCCUUCCCUUCCUGGUAAGCAGCAGCAACUCACCUACCAAGAGACUGGGUAAAUGUAUCUGUGCCACCAUGCCAUCUGCUACUGGCAGCAUGGCUGGGGCCGCAACAGUCCUGGAUAAGGGCUCUAGUGGCUCUUUCUCAAGGAAGCAGGAGUCCUUUGCAGUAAAACUUCAGGGAAAUAGUUUCACAGUUUGUAUUGCUCUUAUUUCCAUGUUGCAUUUUGCCUGAUAUUUCCCGGUUUGCUGGUUUUCAGGGUGGAAGAGCAAAGACUCUGUCCCCAGACUGGUUUCUGAUUUCCUGGGGAAGAAAUUCAUCUUGGAUCCAUUAAUAACCCAUACACUACCUUUUGAAAAAAUCAAUGAAGGAUUUGAAUUGCUCCGGGCAGGAAAGAGGUGAUUCUUUUUUCUUCUUUCUUAGCUGUACUUUUAAAUACCUUCUCCUUGACUAUGGGGUACAGUUUGUGGGGCUACCUGCAGAUUUCCAAUCAGGCAAGACUAACUGGGGCGAAUGGAAGCCUCCAUGUCAGUUGCUGCCUCCACACAGGUGAUGGGUUUGGGAUGAUGUCUGUAAGUUCCAUAGCAGAACAUCCAAUUUGCAUGUGUAGGUUCGGUUUACAAUCUUUCAAAAAAGGAUCAGGUGGCAUAGCAGGAAAAAGCCCCCUGUCUGGGGCUCUGGAAUAGCACUGUCACUAGUCAGAGAAAAGACUACUGGGCAAAAUGAUUAUUUUUAUUAUUUAUAUACAGGCAACCCCCCCCCCCAUUUACCUGGGGGUUGUGUUCUGAGACACUGUGCAAAUCAGUGAAAUUGCAUAUAUUUGAAACACCAUUGGAAAAGCCUGCAAACAUCCCGUUUCUGACAUUUUUGUGAUGUUUUUGUGUCACUUCUGGGUUUGGCGCAAUGCACAUGUGCACAGUUGCACACAUAUUGAAUGGGGGGUUGCCUGUAUUGAUAUCGCUUACUUGACAAAAUGGCUUCUAAGGGGUUUACAAACCAAUUAUAGAAUAUCUCUUUACACCUAAUUAAAAUGCACAAUAAAAUAAAUGCAUUAAAAUGGUUUAUCAGUUAAGCAGCACUGAAAUUAUUAGAUCCGGAGCUUCAGGUCUGGAGAUCAGGAGGUUUGUCUAAAGAGAUGCAUCUUCACGAGGCAGCAAAAUGCCAGAACCUAUGGGGUGUCUCGUAUUUCAGCAGGCAGAGCGUUCCACAACACUGGUUCUACCAGUGAAGAAGCCUGCCUGUGUGUUACAACAAGGUGAUUAUCAUCAGGUCAUGGCCAAACUAACCAGGUUCCGAUGGAUGGACAAACAGUCUCACCUGUGACAAGGCAGCUGCUUCUGCUUAUGUGACACCUGGAAGUUCUGCUGUCAUUGCUGUCACCACCACCUAUCUGCUCCUGCGGCCACCUGCUAUACCACUACCCUGUGCCCCAUUGCAUCCACUGCUGGCAAGAAGCACUGUCACCGCUGGUGCCAAUUUCAGGCAAGAUCUCACCCAAAAUGGGCGCCGUCUUGCCUCAAAUCGGUUCUGCUUCUCUGCCACUGGUGGAGGUGGUUGGGCAGGCGGGGAACCCAUGGGUAUGCUGCUUGGGGGGCUUUUGCUGCCUGAGGCAGUGGCCUCGCACUACCUAAUGGCUGGGCCCUUUCUGAUUGCAUGUGGACCACUACCAUGUGCACAAGACAAACAUCCUUGACUCUUCUCUCUCCCAUGAGAAGAGUCCCGUUGGAUCAGGUCAAAGGCUCAUCAGCAGAUUGUUCUCAUACUGACCAACCAGAUGUAUAUGGGAAACCAUAUUGGCAAAACCUAUUGGAGUUUCACAACUUUCUGACUAGUUGCAGGACCUUAGCCAGACCUAGCAGAGUACACACAGAAUUCACGGAAGCAAUUGGCGACUUGGCUGCAGACAGGAUAGACGAAGCAGGAACCAGGAACUUGUAGUUAGGUCUUUAUUAUAUGCAGUGGACUAUUUACAGGAACAGAACACAGAUCUUAUGCUAGCUCUCCCUGACACGACUCACAACUUCUACACUGACACAGAACUCUGAACUCAACCACUGAACACACACAUUCCAGUUAGUAGGCCAUUAAUUAUCACUCCCUUGAGAGAGCUUGACCAAUCAGGGAGCCUCUGUUAUCACCAGGUGGACUUACUCCUUCAGAUUGCCUUCUGGCUGUCUGCCAAACCUUAACUGAUUCUGCGUGAGUAGCUGCACAUACACAGUUUCCCAACAGUAAGCAGUAUUUGAAGGUAUACGGCCACCAGCAGUGGAGGCAGAACAUAGACACCAUAGCUAGUAGUCACUGAUAUACUGCAAAGGCAGGUUGGGAAAGUACAGGAGACAGUAAGAUUCUAGCAGCUCUCUUUGAGUACCUGGGAAGCAAGGCUUAUCAGAAUCAUAUAUAUAUUGUUUUUUAUGUUUCAGCAUCCGCACUGUCUUGACAUUUUAAUAUCUUGGGGUGAGAAGAAGGAUGACAGAGUGAACAAUAGAGGAAGCUACUACUCCCAAUGUCUAUAAUCAAUAUGAGUGCUAAGUUUGUUUAUGUUUUCAUUUUCUUCUCUUCUGUCCUCAUGUUUGCUUAAUGGACCAAAUCUGAAGAGGUUUGCUUUCUCUCUAGCUAAGGAGUUGAAAACAUGUACAUGCUUGAGAGCUUAGUUGACCAGGUGAUGGCCAAAGGUAAUCUAAUACUUUCUUUUGGUAAGGUAUUUUCUGCACAGUAGCCUCUCUGUGCUUCCAAAUAAAUGAAAACUACUGCAAACACAGUUCUCAAGUUAUCAGGUGUUAAGGAGCUUGACAUAAUAUUGAGUUUCUUACUGUUUUCAAAAAAAACAUAAUUAUGACUUUCAUUUCCAGCCAGAGAAUGACAUGUUAUAUUGGACUAACCUAUAUUAAAAAUACAUCAUUUUAUCCAUUUGGCAUUUGAGUAAGAUUUCAUGUAAACUCUCUUUCUGAUCUAGAAAUGGCUUAUAGGUGAAGAACUCAGAUGCAUGUGUAGAAUUUCUCCAUGUACAAAAGCUUUCCUUUGAGCACUAUUUGUGCAUGCAAAUGGAUGCACGUGCAAUUUAGUUCUCCAUUGAUAAUAUGCAUUUUACAUGAAUGGGAUCUCACCAGAAGAGCUCAAUGUAUGCAUCUGAGUACUCGGAAUGGCCAUCUGGAUCAGAGCAAUUGUUGCAUCUAUUUCUAUAAAGCACCUUUCAUCACUCGGAGCUGUAUACAAAGUGCCUUAAUUUAGCAGUAUCUACAUUAAUUAUACAAAUUGUUUCAAGGGCGCAGUAAAGUCUAGCUAAAGUUUUUUAAUUGCCAGUAAAAAAAAGUGCUACUAUAAAUCACAUUACAAUAGAUUAUACUUACGGUAAAAUAACUAUAUUUCUGUUUCCAAAGGCAAAGCCGGUACUAGAUAAUCUUUUAAGUGACUUGUUAUAUAUAGAGAGAUGGGUUAGGCACCAGAUUAAGUCAUGGGACACACAGGUUCUCAUAAUGGAAGGAAUUCAACCUUGUGCUAUUAUGAUUGUUCUGACAGUGGAAGCACUUCUUGCUUGCCAGAUGGAAUAACCCCCCUCCCUCCCCCUGCACUUUUCUAGGGAUUUAUCCUGAUGCUCCAGAGUGAAUUUUGAGAAGGUGCAGAGGAGGGUAAAUUGCUAGCAGAUACCUUUGUCCUGGUUUCCGCUAUUGUGUCCGUUUAGUUGAAUCCAGACCAAAGUUCUUGCUAAUUCCCAUCUCAGCAUGUGAUAAAGUCUAUGAAAGAAAGAUGUGGCCUAAUAGCAGGUUAUCAUUUCUGAAACUUUUGUUGCUAUCAGCUGCAAGGACUUUGCUUCCAGUAUAUUGAAAGGGGGCCUCCUUAUGUAUUGGCUUAGCUGCCGAGAACUUAUGGGAUGUUUAUGAAAAUGUCGGGUGGCCACGUCCCCAGUCUCCCCUGCCAUCUGUAUAUUGACCCUAAGUUUGCCAAGAGAUGAGUUAAGAUUGUAGUGACAGUUUGUAUUAGAACCCAUGCAAACUUAGGUGUAGCCUGAUUUUACCUUAUUGUUUACCUUUCUACCAUUGUCUCUGCUCUUUGAUGUGUCUUUUUUUCCCCUUGGCGUGUAUAUGUAAUCAAUAAAACAACUUUCCUGUAUUCAGCUGGC